Molecule: messenger RNA, 1966 nt
Organism: Columba livia (rock pigeon)
Lineage: Eukaryota; Metazoa; Chordata; Aves; Columbiformes; Columbidae
Product: WD repeat-containing protein 43-like
Exons: 10
Coding region: 105-938 (277 amino acids)
Biological process (GO): maturation of SSU-rRNA from tricistronic rRNA transcript (SSU-rRNA, 5.8S rRNA, LSU-rRNA)
Cellular component (GO): nucleolus
Source: RefSeq, a predicted model, not a curated record
CAGUGAGAGCUGUAGGAACGCCCUGGCAUGCGGUGAUGAUACCCAACUUGGUUUCGCUUCUAGCUGAAUUCCAGUGAAGACGCAUUUCUCUUGGCUGUCUGAGCAUGCCAUGUGGGGAGAAUGUCAGUGAUAAUGUGGUUAAGACGCCUGUUGUGAACUCGGACACCAAAGUUCUAGUGCCUGGCAUUCCAGGACAUAGUACAGCUGUCAAAGCUCCAUCCUCUGGAAAGGAAAAAAAGAAAAACAAGAGGAAACCGGGAGAGUCACAGGAAAGCAUCGAGGAGCGCCUAGAGGCAUUGGAUAUUGAUGUGAGCAAAGUGAAAACUCCAGGUGGCCUUCCUCAAACAGAUAGCUUUGCGGUACUGCUGGUUCAGGGCUUGGAAAGCAACGAUGCAGAAAUCUUAAAUAGAGUACUUAACACAAGGAAAGAACACGUAAUAAAGAACACAGUAGCCAGAAUGCCUAUACAUGCUGUCAUUCCACUGCUGCAUGAGCUUACGAAGAGAUUGCAGGGCAACCCAUACAGUGCCUCACUAAUGGUUUUUACUCAACAUGCAUCCUACCUUUCCACAUUGCCAGACCUUAUUCCUCAGCUGGGAAUGCUAUACCAGUUAAUGGAGAGCAGAGUAAAAACUCUGCAAAAGCUUUCCCGUCUUCACGGAAGACUCUACAUUCUUGUCACCCAGGUUGCAGCAUCAGAAAAAGCUCAGGAUGUAGCUGACGUUAAUCAGACUGCAAAGUUGGUGUAUGAGGAUGAAUCCUCAGAGGAGGAAGGCUCAGAUGAUGAGAUGAUUGCAGAUAGAGACUCUGAUGAAAACUGGGAUGAAGAUGAAGAAAAAGAGCAGCAAUCUGAUGAACAGGACAUGGACAUGACUGUUGAAAAGGAAAUCAACGGUGAUUCUGAUUUGGAACCAGAAAAUGAAAGUGAAGAAGAAUAACAGCACAAAAGCGUAAUUUUAACCGUUUAAACAAGUGGGCCACCAACCUCUCUAAUUCUGGAUCAUCUUGCAGAAAGGUGCCAUAUUUGCAUACAGGGAGUGCAGACUGGUGCACAGCCUGUGUGCAGAGGCACAUGUGGGGCACUGUGCAUUUCCGAAUCCAGAAUGUUUAACCAUGGCAGCCUUCUCUCGCCCUAUUUCCCUGCGCUUACUUAUAGAAACAUUUCUUCCACCUCAUGGGCAGAUUAUGCUUGUCAUGUGGACAUGCAUUUGUAUCUCAAGUGAAAUAAAUCUGCCACCGCUGUUUGUGUGGUAAACUUGGUUCAGCUUUACAUUGAAUUUGUUCCAAAUAUUCAAAGAUCAAAGUCAACUGGUCUAUACCUUCUUUCCAUGCUUCAGUUAGCAAUAGCAAGUGGGCAUCCUGCUGCAUUUUUAAAAAAAAAUGAAAAGGAAAAAAAGAGAUAUUUUUGUAAUAUUUAAAUUCUCUACUGGAAUUCUUUUAUUUCCCCCCAUCCUCCAUUGGUUUAGUUACGCCUUGGCACUAUCUAAAUGCUAACCGGACUUAAAAAUGGCUUUUUCUUUUUUUAAAAAUUUGAACUCAUGACUUUUAUAUGUACGAAUCAGUGACUUUUCUUGUGCUUCAAAAGGACAUUAGAACUAUCACUGUCCUAAUUUUCUUUUCAUGGAGGCUGUAUAUAAUUUCAGUGCUAACCCAGAGAAUAGACUGUGUUCAACUGGGUGGGGAAAGUAACACAGGAAAAUGAGAAGGUGAACACUUGUGAAUACGUAGCGCACAGCUAUACCUUUAUUACAGAUUUUUAAUCUCUCAGUGGCAGAACAAGGACAGCUCUUUGCUCAGCUAAUGGAAGCUGAAGUGGUGCAAACACAUUUUUAAGAGCAAAACAAGGUAAAGGUUUGAGCCAUUCACCACUAUAAUGUACAAUAAUAUAUUUGUCUAUAAAUGGAGCUGUUGCAACUAAAUACCACCCUCUUUGUAAAGUGAAUAAAUAUACAUCUCCUUUACCAAA